AAGUGACCCCUUCCGUUGGUAUCUUGCAUUCUGCGGCUCUCACUCUGUUAUGGAGGCAGUAGCCGUAGAAUUUGGCAUUGCACUCUGAAGUUUGAAGAAAGAAUAUAUCAGAACAAAAAAGUCAAGAGAGUUGUAUCUGAAUGGCAGCUUCCACAAAAUCUCUUACAGUUGAUAGUUGCACUUCAAAUGGAGACUGGACAGUUGUUUUACCUCGUCGUGGCAGACAAAGAAGAAAAGCGACCAAGGUUGGAAUUUUGGAAGAGAAACAAGAAGCGUGGACACCGACAGAUUCUCAGACUGAUCCUAUCAGAGAAACAAAAUUGAUGCAAAAAAUGGAAAAAUGUAUAGCUAAGAUUGGGAGCUCUAAGUUCUAUCAUACUUUCCGAGAUCAAAUUGAAACAUCUGUUUUGGAUUACUUCCAUAGGGUUUUGGGUUCAGAGAUAAAGAUGCCAAUGAUAAUUUAUGGUAUUGGCAGCAUUGAAUUGUAUGAGCCCCCAUGCUUGCAACUUAGCCUUGCAAUAUUGAUGAAGAGAGAUUUUAGCUGGAUUGGAAACAUUGAGGUAUUUGAUCCUAUUCUCUCUGUGAGUGAGUCUCGAGUUUUGGAAGCCCUUGGUUGCUGUGUUAUAUCUAUAAAUGAGCAUGGGAGGCGAGAGGCCAUCAAGCCAACCAUGUUCUUCAUGCCUCACUGUGAAGCAGAGUUAUAUAACAACCUGUUGCAUGCGAAUUGGAAACCGGAACUCUUAAGUAACACCGUGAUAUUUGGGAACAGCUUUGAAACAUACGAGCAGCAUUUGUCAAUUUGUAAGAACUCACCUAUUAUUAACUCAACGGAGCAUAUUUUGGCUGUUCGAAGAUUUACAAGUGAAUUUAGAAUCAAAACAGUUUCAGAUGAUUAUUAUAAUGCUUUCCAUGAUUCAAGUUGGCAUUUUUUCGGUCCUGUCCACGAGGCAGAGCUGCAAUUUAUCAAUUCUUGAUGGGGGGUUAGCAGAUUAGUGUAGAUUCAUUUAAAAAGGUGUAUUCCUGUAUCAAUAUAAUUCAGUUGUACGCCUAGUUGACUUUCUCCUUUUGUCUUCAGUUUCAUGUUCCAAAUAUCCAGCAGAAUUGUUCCUGCACUGAGAUUUUGUUACAAUGAACAAGAUAAAAAAACAUUGACAAUAAACAGGGUGAGAAGAGUAAUUUGAGAUACUUGUUAUUAGCAAUAGAGGUUUAUACUCUUGGU
Messenger RNA from Abrus precatorius (Indian licorice), 1219 nucleotides. RefSeq names its product protein SENSITIVITY TO RED LIGHT REDUCED 1. Lineage: Eukaryota; Viridiplantae; Streptophyta; Magnoliopsida; Fabales; Fabaceae. Gene Ontology annotation, cellular component: cytoplasm; nucleus. Gene Ontology annotation, biological process: microtubule-based process. The coding region runs from base 141 to 974 and encodes 277 amino acids. The record is from RefSeq and is a predicted model, not a curated record. The transcript is spliced from 2 exons.